Theobroma cacao (cacao) is the source of this 5067-nucleotide messenger RNA. The record is from RefSeq and is a predicted model, not a curated record. NCBI's taxonomy places the organism in Eukaryota, Viridiplantae, Streptophyta, Magnoliopsida, Malvales, Malvaceae.
GUACCUUACCCGACCUGACCGAAUUUUAUCUUUUCAUUAUCAUUUUUUGGUUGAAUUGACACGGAAGAAAGAUCAAAAGGGAAAAGUGGAAAAGAACUAUACUUGCUUGCUUCCUUUGGAUUUUGAAAUUAUCUUUUGGAAAUUUUUAUUUCCAAGUUUUCUUUUCUCCCUUCUUUUUCACCACCUCCCUCCCCGCUUCCCUUCCUUCCUUCUAAACCCUAAUUCCAUCUCAAUUUCGGAUCGUAGUCUUUCGUUAAUCUCACCUUAAAUCGCGUCACAAAAGCACGAAUUUUUUCUCGAUCUUUUUUAUUCUGGUUUCCUUCCAAAAGGAAAUAAGGAGCAAUGUCUUUUGCAAGGAAUUGCCGUCCGCAAGGGGGCACAUUUCAGGAUGAUUACCGGUACCCUUUCAAUAGAAAUAACUACAACAAUAAUAGUUCCAACAACUACAGGAACAGGAACUGGAAUUCGAAUUGCAAUCCUACCAGGAAUUUUAAUCAUGCCCACGAAUUCUCAGGCCAGUUUGGGGAGCAUAAUAGAGGUUAUCAUUAUGCUCAGCCAAAUUGUGCUCCUUCUUUGAAAAGACGGAAGUUUUCAGCUGCUACUUGGGGAGAUAGUGGGAGACACUAUCCACCACCUAACAUGCAUUACACGGCUGCUCCAUCAGACUCCAGCAAUUUCAUCCCUCCUCCUAUAAGAUCAAAUGCUGAAGCCUCUACAUCUAUCAGCAGUAAACGUGAUCGGUCACAAUUGGAAGAUGAUGAACCUGUUUUUAUGUCCAGGGACGAGAUUGAGAGAUAUUCACCAUCAAGAAGAGAUGGUAUUGAUGCCUUACGCGAAACACAUCUGCGCUAUUCCUAUUGUGCCUUCAUUCAGAAUCUUGGUUUGCAGCUUGAGUUACCACAAACUACUAUUGGCACUGCCAUGGUUCUAUGCCAUAGGUUUUUUGUCCGAAGAUCACAUGCUUGCCAUGAUAGAUUUUUGAUUGCUACUGCUGCUCUUUUUCUUGCUGCAAAGAGUGAGGAGACACCACGGCCUUUGAACAAUGUGUUGAGAGCAUCUUGUGAAAUAUUCCACAAGCAGGAUGUUGCAUUCUUGUCCUAUCUGCUCCCUGUUGAUUGGUUCGAGCAGUAUCGGGAACGCGUGAUUGAGGCAGAGCAAAUGAUACUUACUACUUUAAAUUUUGAACUUAACGUGCAGCAUCCAUAUGCUCCUCUUACAUCCAUUCUUAACAAAUUAGGCCUUUCACAAACUGUCUUGGUGAAUAUGGCGUUAAACUUGGUCAGUGAAGGGUACAAUUUUAGUUUGGGUUAUAUUGUUGUGAUGUUUGUGUAAAUGAAAGUAGUCUAAGAAUAAUGCUCAAUAAAUUGGGAUGUGUUCUUGUCCUAUGAUUGAGUGGCUGUUUUAUACACUUGGAGUAAUGGGUGUUCCAGUUCCACCAAUCAGCAGAUUUUAUGGGGUUUCAACUUUAAAAGGAUUUUGGGUGGGGUGUGUCCCAUGAAGAGUUGGGGUGUGAAGAAGGUUAUACAGGUUAUCUUCUUCCAUCUCGUCCAAAAAAUGUGUGCUUGUGUCGAUAAUUUUCUUCUUUAGCCCAGCUACUCUACGUAGUUAUUCUGGUAUGGCAUAUUGAUUCUUUUGGCAUGGCAUAUAAUUGCAGGGUUUUUACAAGAUUAGCGUGCUCGCCUGUAUGAUAUUGUUAGCUGGCGGAUUGAUGUGCUGUUCAUGGAAAGUUUUGUUUUUACAUCUGAAGUUGAACUGCUGAUGUUAAUGGUUCUUUUCCUAUGAUUAUACCCAACUUGGUCCUGGCUAUGAAAGCCACAGAACCUACAGAAAAUAGUUUUGUUAUUUAACUUUAACCCCUGUUGUUUUUUCUAUGAGUUUCAGUUUAUAUGGAAUCAGUCCUCUGGAGUCCAUGCACAAACUGAGUUUGUGAAAUUCCUGGCUGCUUCGCACUUUGUGUCCAUUCCACACUGAUCUGGAGAAAAAUUAUUGACUUGGAAGGGUCAAUAUGUUGUGUAGAGUGGGGUCAUUUCCUCUUUUUUCUUUUAAAAAAGGAUACAAUAAACAAUGAGUUUAUCUGUUGAUGAUUUUCCAAGUUGUGAAACCAUGAUUUGUUAUUCUCAUCCUACCUUUUCCCCUUAAGAAAGAAGUUUUUGGUUUUGCCAAAAUUUUAAUUUUGUUUCUCACUAUUUUUCCAACAUUUAAAAUGAUUUUCAAAUGAGGGUUUUCCAAUAUGAUUUUGCUAUGGCAGUGUCUUUCUAAUGAACGUUGAAACCUCUUUUCUGAAAUUUCUGAAAUUUCUAAUUACGUAAUGGGUUCUCCAUUUUCAUUUAUGAUAUCAGCUGGAUCUGUAUCCUCUGUCCAUGGCUUCAGUCGUCUCAGUGAUGUCAGAUUUAGAGUCCUGAUGCAUACUUGUUUGAUUCUAAACUAGCAUGCAGUACCAGUCAUUUGGGAUGGGUUGAUGGAAAAAUUAAUUGAUCUGUAACAUGGCGUGAAGCAACCAAUUCUAAAAUAUAAAGAAAAGGAAACAAACAUGUAUCUUCAUGUUCUCUUUGUCUAGUUGGAAUAGAUCAAUAGAACCUAGUGAUAUUUGCCCUUCUGACCAGGUUCUAGACCUUGAAUUGAGAGCUAUCUUGUCAUUCAACUCCCGGUCUUGCUUCAUAUUGAGUUUGUUUCGCUUUGGGAGAGAUUCAAUUUUUGGAGCACAUUGUUAGUUUGAAAUCUACUCUCUUUCUUUCUUUCCUCCUUUUGAAACAUUUAAUUAGUAUCAUUCACUGCUAGUCUCUAUUUGUUUUUGUUUUUCGCCUGAAAAAUGAUUUGGUUGUAUUAGUUUUAGCUUAAAGCCAGUUAAUUGUGUUUCAAACUGAAUUUGGUUUUUUCAUUUAGGUUUUGUCAUCUCUAUAUUAUUGUAUAUUUAGACGGUUCCAGCCCUGCUUUCUCUAGGUAGUCAACACAUAUAUUUAUCUGUUAUAUAACUAUGUAAAUACUUACCCUGAUACUGUAACAUAUACAUAUAUAUAGGCAAUAAGUGAUGCAGACCUUAUUUGUUAGAAGAUUGAGAAAAAUACAAAGACAAAGGAUGCCUCAUCCUUGAAGUGUAUCAAGGAAGUUAGCAAAGUAAGUGGAAACUUCUUGAAAUGGUAGGUUACAUCUUGUAUCAGUUGGAGGCAGUUGCAUAUAUUCGAUAACCUUAAAUGACCUAAAUUGGUUAGAGCACUUUGCUAAUGCUGGACAAAACUUUUGGCUAAGUUGUUGACAUUGUGAAGCAAUCAGUAAUGAAUAUUGAAAAUGUUACCCUGUACUUGGGUGAACUAGAAUAGGCUCAGCCAAAAGGGCAUAUACUCACUUGAGAAUGUACUGUCAUUUAGAAUAGUACAAAGCCUAUCUCAAUUGCUAUGCAGCCCUAGGCCUGUAUUCUUUAAACUUCUUUUGGAAUCAGGCUUGGAUUGGCAAUAUUGGUAGGGUUUGGUCCCUUUUUGGGCUUGCUCUUGUGAUUAGGUAAUGCAUGGCACUGGUUUGAGACAUGGCAUGCUCUUCUACCGAAUGCUAUUUGUGGAAGAAUGUUUUUCUAGAGGUGGUGAAUGGGCAGAUUUGUAUCAGGUCAUGUUAGGUUUAGGUCACAACGGGUUUGGGUGGUUGGGGUUUCAGGUCGGGUUAGAAUGAAAUUGGUAAUUGAAUUUUGCAUUUUAAUGUUAAGUUCAGGCUAAUAUGGCUUUGGGCCAGUUUGGUCUUGGUUCAGGUGAUUUUGGAAUUGGGUUUCUUUGGGUUCAAGUCUUUGACUUUUUGGUUACUUUGGGUUUGUUGGAGUUCAGAUUUUUCCAGGUUCAGGUUCAUUUGCCACCUCUGUGUUUUUCCCAUAAGGAAGAGGAGAAGGAUAAUCAUGGAAACAAGUUAUGUGCAUCAGAUGUGCUCAAAAGUUAUUUAUUCUUGUCCUGGUUGGUUCAUCCAGUUUCAUACCAAGCUGGAGGCUUUAUAAGGCCAAAUUAUUAAAAAAAAAAAAAAAUCAUUUGUACAUGUUUUGUAUUUUUACCUCAUCGUCAACUAUUGAUUAGUAUAUCUGUACUUUAUGCGCCACUGCUCUCAAUACAUUUGCAACUCUUGAGUUGUCCACAUUUUAACUUCUUUUGAAAAGGUUAUUCUUUUUAAUCAUUUUUCUUUUUUGAGUUUUGGUUAUUAACAAAGGGCAAGUGUAUACGCUAUUCCAUACUAUUUUACACUGGUUUAUUUGAGUUAGUAUCUAUAUGCUAAUAAUACAGUUCUAUAUCGUACCUUAUGUUUCAUUGGGUAGGUUACAAAGUUUGUUCAUAGCUUCAUCUCUUGCCUGCGUAGUUCUCUAUAAUUGGGGUAGCAUGCAUGCUCCAUGAGCAGUGAGGCAUGCUUGUUGAUGAGUCCAUUCAGAUAACUGAUGAGCUGAAGAGAUUUGCUUUGAAAUCCACAUUCUGCUGCUACCUCUGUUUGUUUCAUUUUUGAUUUGUCUAUAAUACUGGAGUUAAAAGCACAGCAGAUUUGGGCUGGAAUUGAUGUGUUCUCUAGAUGGGUAUGCAUGUUUGCUAUAGUUUUCGUACUCUAUCAGCCAUGGUGCAGAGAUUCUUGCAAAAUAUUCUACCUGGAUUGGUGCCAUUAGUUGGCUCAGGAGCUCAUUGUGGCUUCAAUUUAAACCCCAUCAUAUUGCUGCCGGAGCUGCUUAUCUUGCAGCGAAGUUUCUAAAUUUUGAUCUUGCUUCUUCCAAUAAUAUCUGGCAAGAGUUUCAAACUACUCCGGCUAUUCUCCAAGAUGUUUCACAGCAGUUGAUGGAGCUGUUCUAGAAGGAUAACAGGAUACAAUUACAAAAUGUUGUCAAGAUUUAUUCUACACUUAGGCUUCUUAGGUGUAAUAUAUGUCCCCUGUUUAAUGAAGUAGUUGAUAACAAAGAGGCCCAUUAGUAGUAUUAUUGUUUAGAAUGCUGGCCGCAAAAUGGAGAUAAUCUUUAGUAAUUUGAAGUACAGGUUAAAGGAUCUGUUUGCUUGUAUCUGAAUCGACUUGCCAUUUGCAAUGGAAUAUCCACAUUUACGUGGAACUCAUUUCUUUCAA